This is a messenger RNA of Chlorella variabilis, 784 nucleotides long. RefSeq lists its product as hypothetical. Gene Ontology annotation, molecular function: flavin adenine dinucleotide binding; flavin-dependent sulfhydryl oxidase activity. The coding region runs from base 152 to 784 and encodes 210 amino acids. The transcript is spliced from 2 exons. The record is from RefSeq and is a predicted model, not a curated record. Lineage: Eukaryota; Viridiplantae; Chlorophyta; Trebouxiophyceae; Chlorellales; Chlorellaceae. Gene Ontology annotation, cellular component: mitochondrion.
GCAUUCCUCAAGUUCACGCCGCUGGCCUCGGGGCCACCCAAACUGUGCACAUAAGACAUUCGCUUCUGGACGAGCCCAGACUCAACACGCUUGUUUGUAACCCCAGCAGCUUCAAAUAGCUUGUUUCAGCGAGACAGAACCAGGGAGAAGCAUGCCUGCAGGCGAGCGCUCUGCGCCUGCCGGGCCCAGGGGUUCGCCGGCGGCGGAGCCGUGGCGCGUGGCGUUGAGCGGCCUUCAGCGCAACUGCCAGGCAUUUGGCAGCAACCUGUCUCGCCUGCAGCGCACGGUGGCUGUGCAGCUCGGGCAGUUCCGCCCUGCGGCGCAGCCAGCAGUAGCCAUGCCGGUGGCAAGCCUGAGCCAAGCAGCAGCAGGCUGGAGCGGCUCUGGCGGCGGGGCGGCGGCCGGCGGCGCCGUCAGCCGCGAGGAGGUUGGGCGUGCUGCCUGGACUUUCCUGCACACCCUGGCCGCUCAGUACCCCGAGAAGCCGUCGCGGCAGCAGCAGCGGGAUGCUCGCAACCUGAUGGACAUCCUGACCCGCAUGUACCCCUGCGGCGAGUGCGCGCGCCACUUCCGCGAGGUGGUGCGGGCCAGCCCGCCCGCCGUGGACAGCCGCGCCGCAUUCUCCCUCUGGAUGUGCGAGGCCCACAACACCGUCAACCGCCAGCUGGGCAAGCCGGCAUUCAAUUGUGCGCUGGUGGAGGCUCGGUGGGCAGGCAUCGAGUGCGGAGAGGAGGGCGAGGGCGGCGGCAGCGCAUGUAGCCUGGAGGUGGGGCGGCGGCGGUAG